CCGCUCUCUCUCUCUCUCUCUCUCUCUCUCUCUCUAUCUCAUCUCUUCUGCUCUGCGUCUGUGUCAGGGACCAAACUCUCUCACAUUCCCCAAUAACACUCUUCCUUCUCUCUCUCUCUCUCUCUCUCUCUCGAUCACCCGAGAAACCACCAUCCUUUUUACUCUGCACAACUCUCUCUCUCUCUCUCUGCGAUUUCGAAGCCUCUUCUUGUUCGGAUCUGCAUUUUCUAUGAAUUAUCAAGUCAUGACUUCGGAGCUCUUGGAAAUCCAGCCCCGAGAACUCAAGUUUACCUUUGAAUUGAAGAAACAAAGCUCGUGUUCAGUUCAAUUGGGUAACAGGUCUGAUCAGUAUGUUGCAUUCAAGGUGAAGACUACAUCUCCAAAAAAAUAUUGCGUACGGCCUAACAUAGGCAUUAUUAGGCCAAAAGCAACUUGCGAAUUCACAGUUACCAUGCAAGCUCAGAAGGUAGCUCCCCCUGAUUUGCAGUGCAAAGACAAGUUCCUUAUUCAAAGCACAGUUGUGCCCUUUGGAACAACUGAUGAGGACAUUACCUCUGGCAUGUUUUCUAAAGAAAGUGGGAAAUACAUUGAUGAGAAGAAGCUGAGGGUUGUUCUUAUUAGUCCACCACAUUCACCCGUUCUGCUUCCAAACAAUGGAGAAUUGAAGAAAGACUCAUCUUAUGAUGCCCCAUUGCACAAAAAUAUAGCACAAAAUGGCAUUGAGAACAUACCUCCACCUCAAAGGUUAGCUGAGGAUGUUGCAGACUUUCAGCCUGCAAAGGAUAUGGAGGAGUUAAAGGCAGCUAAAGAUGCUGAGGCCAGACAUGUUGAUAAUGCAAUGAACUUUGAAUCAGCCAAGGAGGCAGUGGAACCAAAGUUAGUUAAGGAUUUGGAGGAGUUGAAAUCAAAGCUACAACUAACGAGUUCAAAAUUACAAGAGGCUGAUCAUACAAUCACAAAGCUGACUAAAGAGAGGAGCGCAGCCAUUAGAGAGAAGGAUAUUCUCAAGCAUGAAGUAGAGUUGUUAAGGAGAAAAAGAAUGAAAAGAAUUCAGGUGGGUUUUCCUCUUCUUUAUGUUUGUAUGGUUGCUCUCAUCAGUCUGGCAUUUGGAUAUCUUCUUCAUCCCUAGGCAGAAGGUUUUUGUAAUUUAAACGUGUCGAGUAUGUACUAAUGGACAGGUAUAGGAGAAUCUGAUUGCAAAGAGCUUUUUUUUUGUGUUUUUUUUCCAUAUUUGAUUUGUUGUGUGAUAUGUAUGUAGCAGUUCUUGAAAUGGUGCAUGUAAAGGGAGCUGAUCUCUUGUAAUAAAAGAAAUUAUAAGCUAUAAAAUUCAUACCUUUAUGGUCGGAUGCUUUUGCAUUGUUCCAUA
Messenger RNA from Manihot esculenta (cassava), 1366 nucleotides. Its product is annotated as vesicle-associated protein 1-2. The record is from RefSeq and is a predicted model, not a curated record. Bases 230 to 1129 code for a protein of 299 amino acids. Gene Ontology annotation, cellular component: endoplasmic reticulum membrane; plasma membrane. Lineage: Eukaryota; Viridiplantae; Streptophyta; Magnoliopsida; Malpighiales; Euphorbiaceae. The transcript has 9 exons. Gene Ontology annotation, biological process: endoplasmic reticulum membrane organization.